AUUCUUCGUUCCCUAAUAAAAACCAGCAACACAAAUAUUUAUGUGUUCAUCUUAUUGAAUGGAUACAUAAAUUUGGUCCUUCGAGCCGGAUUUGAGAGUGAAGGUUGAUUUCAAUUCCUAUCCCGAGGAGUAGUGAAGAGGUUUGCUGUUUCAUGGUUGGAUUUUAAUCACCCCCAGAAGACAGAGGAAUCGGGUGACAGCUGGUUGUUUAAUACUUCUACUGAGCGAGUUCAUCGCUGGAUUUUCGAUAAGUAGCACUAUCAUCGUGCAAAUUUCGUCUCAUUUUUAUUGAGCUUUGUUUUCUACUGUGCUUAUAACAAUUACAAUGUCUGAAGAUAAUUCAAAAUCGAGUGAAGUCGAUGAUGAAGUGAGAACUCUGAUUAAAAACAGAGGUAUAGUUAAAGCCAAGAUGACUAGAAUGGAAAAUUGGUUCAAACAAGAUAAACCUCUUGAUAUUGUUCAAUGUAAAUUACGUUUGGAACAACUAAUGCAAAUUUUCAAAGACUAUGACAAUUUUCACACUGAAUUAGAGGUUAUGGAUUAUGAAUCACAUCAUCAAGACAGAGAAAUUAUGGAAGAUAAAUAUUUUGAUUUGAUUUCUUUUGUAACUAAAAUUGUUAAUCAGUCUGAGGACACUCAACAAUCCAAUUCUUCAACUGAUAAUCGGUCUACAAUAUCUCAUUCAAGUAUAAAGUUACCUGAAAUUUCUCGGGCGAUAUCAAACACUGGCCAAGCUUCUUCGAACUAUUUACUGCACUGAUAACAAAUAAUCAAAAAUUAUCUAAUGUUCAAAAAUUAAUGUAUCUGAAAUCUGCUCUAACAGGGGAGCCAUUACAACUCAUAGAAAAUUUGGAAGUGAUCGGGUUGAACUUUCCCAUAGCUAUUAAUACGUUGAGGGAUAGAUUCGAUAAUAAAUACCUAAUUGUUAACGCAUAUAUAAGAAAUUUACUGAAUGUUCCAUCCUUAACAAAAGGUAAUGAUAACAAUCUGAGAAACUUUAUUUCACAAAUUAAAACAAAUUUGGCAGCUUUAAACACCUAUAAUUUAUCAGAAAAACUUACUGACUUGAUCCUUAUUCAAAUUUUCACACAGAAGCUAGAUUUUGGUUUAAGAAAAGAAUUUGAAGGGGAAAGAAAUGUUCGCGAUUUUCCAACGCUCCCAGAAUUUAUACAAUUUUUAGAAAGAAAAUAUAAGGUUCUCGAAAAUUUGAGUGAGUCAACUCAAAAUUCAAAAUUAAAUUCUUCG
Messenger RNA from Coccinella septempunctata (seven-spotted ladybird), 1245 nucleotides. RefSeq lists its product as uncharacterized. NCBI's taxonomy places the organism in Eukaryota, Metazoa, Arthropoda, Insecta, Coleoptera, Coccinellidae. The transcript has 2 exons. The record is from RefSeq and is a predicted model, not a curated record. Bases 326 to 760 code for a protein of 144 amino acids.